Molecule: messenger RNA, 1500 nt
Organism: Diospyros lotus (date-plum)
Lineage: Eukaryota; Viridiplantae; Streptophyta; Magnoliopsida; Ericales; Ebenaceae
Product: LOB domain-containing protein 27-like
Exons: 2
Coding region: 526-1407 (293 amino acids)
Source: RefSeq, a predicted model, not a curated record
UUUCAGACUUUAGUAAAUUAAGACUAAACAGUGAUUUGUGACAGUGACUAAGAGUUUCAAUAAAACAUUAAAAAGGUAGCCCUCAUCGUCAAAUUAAAAGCAUUACAUAUGAGAAGAGGAGAAACUUCGAAAUAACAAAAUAGAAACCACAUACAAAACAAAUGCCCCAAAAAGUAAGGACUCUGAUAAAGUUAGUUCCAACAAUUGUCCAUAACGGUCACAGACUUGGAAAGAAACUUCCCCACUAAAAUCGGUCCCUCUUCAAUCUUCAACCCCUUUCUUUUUACUGAGUCUUUCCCAGCACUCCCAGCAAAUCCGCACAAUAUAUCAUACCUCUUCAGAUCAGUGCUUCCACAUGGCCUUCUGUCUUUGGCUUCCCAACAAUACUCUCUUUUCCCACCAAGUUGUUUCUCACCUUCUUCAUCACCAUCUUUCCUGCCAAUACUUUUGCCAUUUUCACAUUGCCAUUCUUGAAUUGCAUCAUUGGGGGACUGGCUCUUCUUCCCGGAAUUGGCCGGUUUGGAAAUGACCCUCAAGGGUGGGACGAGCCAAGCCUGCGCCGCGUGCAAGUACCAGAGGAGAAGGUGCUCCUCAGAGUGUCCACUGGCACCAUACUUCCCUCCGGAUCAGCCCAAGAUGUUCCAGAAUGCGCACAGGCUGUUUGGGGUGAGCAACAUAAGGAAAAUACUGGAGCAUAUCGAUCCCAGUCAGAAGAUGGAGGCCAUGAGGUCCAUCAUCUGUCAGGCAAACAUCCGAGAGAGGUUCCCUGUGCAUGGCUGUUGUUACGUGAUUCGUCAGCUCGAGUACCUGAUACACCUGGCCGAGGAAGAGCUCCAUGCAGUUCAUGCACAGCUAGCAAUAUACAGACAGAAUAAUCAGCAGCACGAAAUUUCAUGUUCUCCUAAUGAAUCAACGUCAAAAUUACAGCUAGGAAUGGGGCCACGCCUCUGCCUCUUCCACCAGGAGGCUCCCCAUCCCCAAGCUUUCGAUCCUGUUUUGGCAUUGCCAAUUGAAUCACAUAAUUCUUACACAAACGGCACCAGCGUACCCUACAAUCCUGGCUUCCUUGAUAAGGACAAUAUGGCCGAUUCUUUUUGGUUUCAGCGGUCAUAUAGCGAUGGCAACAAUAACAGCAGCAAUAUUGUUCAAGAUACAAUAGCAAUGCAAUCACAAUUGGAAGUCUCAGAACAACUAUCUAUCCAACAGGAUCCCGCUCAAGAAUAUGAUGAGAUGCAUCCGUUCUUUGACACGACAAUAGAUGACAGACAGUCUUAUAUUGACUCCAAGGAGCCCUAUGAUUCAAGUUCGGACUCAUCACUUAAAGAUACAACGGACUCCAUCAUGAAUGUGACUGAAAAUGAGUUAAAAAGUGCAGCUGCCUGCUUUAGUCUUACCAGUGUCAACUGAUUAAUAGGCAGAAAAAAGAGUAAGGAGAAGAAUAGCAGAUUGACAUGUUUACUAUUGUGAUUCCAUUUUAGAACUCUGUUAUAUUCUUUUAUU